CACACACACCUUCAACUCUCACACACUCUUCAAUUUCCACUACUUUUUUCACCUUUUCAAUUUCACAAUUUACUUUCUAAUUCUAAUUAUAACAGUUAAAAAGUUAAUAAUAGAAACUAAAAAUAGAAGAAAAAUGGAAGCAAAUUAUAAUCCUCGCACAGUUGAAGAAGUGUUUAGAGAUUUCAAAGGUCGCCGUGCCGGCUUAAUUAAAGCUCUCACCACUGAUGUUGUAGAAUUUUAUCAGCAGUGUGAUCCAGAAAAGGAGAACCUGUGUUUGUAUGGAUUUCCGAGUGAGCAAUGGGAAGUGAAUUUGCCUGCUGAAGAAGUGCCUCCAGAACUCCCAGAACCAGCAUUGGGAAUCAAUUUUGCAAGAGAUGGGAUGCAAGAUAAAGACUGGUUAUCUUUAGUGGCUGUCCACAGUGAUGCUUGGUUACUUUCCGUUUCCUUCUACUUUGGUUCCAGAUUUGGUUUUGACAAAUCAGAUAGGAAACGUCUUUUCAACAUGAUAAAUGAUCUGCCAACGAUAUAUGAAGUUGUAAAUGGUAGUGCAAAGAAAAAGCAUAAAGAGAAAUCGACAAUCUCGAAUCACAGCAGCACCAAAUCCAAAUCAAACUCAAAGCCACCGCCGCCACCAACAGAGGAAGAAGGGUUGGAUGAUGAUGAAGAUGACGAUGAUGAUGAUGAGCAUGGAGAAACGUUAUGCGGAUCAUGUGGAGAAAGUUAUGCAUCAGAUGAGUUCUGGAUAUGCUGCGAUAUAUGCGAGAAAUGGUUCCAUGGCAAAUGUGUGAAGAUCACACCAGCGAGAGCAGAGCACAUCAAGCAAUACAAGUGUCCGUCUUGCAGCAACAAGAGAUCUCGACCUUGAUGAUGACUGUAUCAGUGUCAUGUUGUUUAACUCGUAACCGGUAUAUCAAAAUUAUGUAGUGUUUGCUUAAAACCUGUUUAUUGUAUGCAUAUUUGGUCUCGGUUGGUGUAUAAUUUAGAAACUAAUACCGACCAAUAUCUGCAUUAUGCUAGAAUCUUUGCACCUUGUCAAUUCAGUAUCUUAACACUGUUUUGUUAAUAUUUAUACAAUUUCUUAUUUAAA
Erigeron canadensis is the source of this 1087-nucleotide messenger RNA. RefSeq names its product PHD finger protein ALFIN-LIKE 4-like. NCBI's taxonomy places the organism in Eukaryota, Viridiplantae, Streptophyta, Magnoliopsida, Asterales, Asteraceae. Gene Ontology annotation, biological process: regulation of DNA-templated transcription. Gene Ontology annotation, cellular component: nucleus. Gene Ontology annotation, molecular function: transcription coregulator activity; transcription cis-regulatory region binding; histone binding. Bases 134 to 865 code for a protein of 243 amino acids. The transcript has 5 exons. The record is from RefSeq and is a predicted model, not a curated record.